CUAGCAAUAUAUUUCGAAGAGAUUGCGUGCGUAUCUGCCCUUCGGGCUGAAUCCGAGGCCCUUGAAAGCGACGAUGCCACCGCAGAGAAGACGGGCCGGGAAGCCGGUCCGGUCAUCCGAGGCGUGGAGGACGCGCGUUCCUCAUCCUCAACCACCACCACGCCCCCCCCUCAUUCGCCCCAUCCCUCUCCGGCACCCCUCCCACAUUCCCAAACCUUCCAAACACCUCGAAUAGUCGCUCCCGAGGCGCACACCGGCAAGCACAUCACAGAAGCCGACGCAAAAAUGGCAACGACAACGGCCAUUGAGCCGGACGAGGAGGCGGGUUUUGGGUGCGUGAACGCGCCCCGCUCUCUAUUAUAUUACUAA
Molecule: messenger RNA, 369 nt
Organism: Schizophyllum commune H4-8
Lineage: Eukaryota; Fungi; Basidiomycota; Agaricomycetes; Agaricales; Schizophyllaceae
Exons: 1
Source: RefSeq, a predicted model, not a curated record